UCUUAAGUCAAUUUCAGCACUGAAUUUCGCAUAAACCAUAAGCUACUUUACUACUAGUACUACUACAUACACCCCACAAAUGAAAUCAUCACUUGAUGAGUCUAGUUACGUAGAGAACAACUCUUCUUCAUCAGAAAUCUUGUUAGCAUCAGAACAACCAAAGAAACGUGCGGGUCGACGAAAAUUCAAGGAGACAAGACAUCCAGUAUACAGAGGAGUACGAAGAAGGAACAACAACAACAACAAGUGGGUUUGUGAAGUGCGUGUUCCUAACGACAAGUCCACGAGGAUUUGGCUUGGAACAUAUCCAACACCUGAGAUGGCAGCACGUGCACACGACGUUGCCGCACUGGCACUUCGCGGUAAAUCAGCUUGUCUUAAUUUUGCUGACUCUGCGUGGCGGUUAGCGUUGCCGGCGACGAACAAUGCGAAGGAGAUUAGGAAAAUGGCGGCGGAGGCUGCUUUGGCAUUUGCCGUAGUUGCGGACAGUAAGGAACAAACUAUGAUUAGUAAUUGUGAUGUUAAUAGUGUUGGUGUUAUGGAAGUUGAUAAUAAACCUUUGCAGGGACUGUGUGUGGAAGUUCCAGAGGAGGAAAUGUUGCAUGAUUGGUUUAGGAGUAUGGCUGAUGAGCCAUUACGAUCUCCUAUUACUCCAUUUAUAAGACAUGGCAGGGAUCAGUGGAAUAAUGUUGAUAUUGAUCAGGUUGAUGCUGAGGUCUCCUUGUGGAACUUUACCAUCUAAUCUAUGAGAUGCAUUUUGCUUUUUGUACUUUGAAAUUCUUUUUUAUUUUAGUACAUGUAGUUUGUAAUUCUUAUCACAUACGAUUGUGAAAAACAGUAGUAAUUCUCAACAAUGAUCAUAUUUUUAAGCUGUUCAGACUUCA
Molecule: messenger RNA, 884 nt
Organism: Medicago truncatula (barrel medic)
Lineage: Eukaryota; Viridiplantae; Streptophyta; Magnoliopsida; Fabales; Fabaceae
Product: dehydration-responsive element-binding protein 1E
Exons: 1
Coding region: 80-742 (220 amino acids)
Biological process (GO): regulation of DNA-templated transcription
Molecular function (GO): DNA binding; DNA-binding transcription factor activity
Source: RefSeq, a predicted model, not a curated record